This is a messenger RNA of Phodopus roborovskii (desert hamster), 1645 nucleotides long. RefSeq names its product RCC1 domain containing 1 (gene Rccd1). The transcript is spliced from 8 exons. NCBI's taxonomy places the organism in Eukaryota, Metazoa, Chordata, Mammalia, Rodentia, Cricetidae. The record is from RefSeq and is a predicted model, not a curated record. Bases 358 to 1506 code for a protein of 382 amino acids.
GCUCUGCAGUGAACCGCCUCUCUCCUUGCUCGCAGGGAAUGGUGGGUCUCAGGGCUUGGUCCUCGCCUGCGGUUCCCCUCGGAUCUUCGUGAAUAUUCCUUCAGUGGUUCCAACUGCGUCCGCUGGUGUCCGCGCUCACUGGAGGCUUCGGCCCACUCCCGGGAGCGGCCCUUAUUGACUCGGCGGAGGACUCCAGCUGGUAGUCAGGUGAUGCGGUGGCAGCCCCUUGGGAGACCAGAUUCGCCUGUGUUCCUGAGGUGCCCUGGCUGCAAGCAUCUCCUCGGGUUGAGGCCUUAACCAUCCAUCCUGUAGCUGGUACCCCAGCCAGGUGGUCACCCACAGAGGCUCAGCCUGAAUAUGACCAAGGAACAGCAUGGAACCUGGUUUGGCUUCGGUUUCUGUGGCUUUGGGCAAGUGUUGGGCUCUGGGAGUGGGCGACAUUCGGUGCACAGUCCUGAACCACUGUGUGUCAGUGAUGACAUUUGCCGAGUGAGUGCAAGCUGGAGCUACACCGCCCUGGUAACCUGUGGUGGCCGAGUGGAGCUCUCAGGUUCUGUGAACAGCUCAGCAGGUGGCUGCAGGGACGCGUGGGCUUCAGAGGGACUCCUGGUGGUGCUGCGUGACAAGGGCGGGUCCAGCACAGAGCUGCAGGCCUGGACAGCAGGCUCGGCGCUUCAGGGGGAGCCCCUCUGGGUCCAGAACCUGGUUACUGGGGCCAAGGACCAAGGAGAACAUGAACCCAGCAGUGAGGCUAGGGCGGGCACCCUGCCGCUGCUGCCCUGUGCCAGUGCCUAUGUGAACCCACAGCCACCCUUCUGCCAACCUCUGGCCCCAGAGCUUCGGGUGCGCCAGCUGGAGCUGGGUGCAGAGCAUGUGUUGUUGCUUUGCGAAGCUGGCCAGGUGUUCUCCUGGGGUGGAGGCAGGCAUGGACAGUUGGGCCAUGGCACGCUGGAGGCAGAGUUGGAGCCAAGGCUGUUGGAAGCACUGCAAGGCCUGCGGAUGGCUGAGGUGGCCGCAGGUGGCUGGCACUCUGUGUGUGUGAGUGAAACUGGGGAUAUUUAUAUCUGGGGCUGGAAUGAGUCAGGGCAGCUGGCCCUGCCCAUAAAGAGCCCUGCAGAGGACAAGACGCCAAUGAGAGGGGAAGGCACAGAAUGGAAUGAAGAUUCCCUCGAAGGAGAGGAGGCAGCUAUGGCUGAUGUUGGAGCGCCUGCCCACUUCAUAGCCAUCCAGCCCUUCCCAGCUCUGCUGGAUCUUCCCACGGGCUCAGAUGCAGUCAAGGCCAGCUGCGGAUCCCGACACACAGCUGUGGUGACACGAGCAGGAGAACUCUAUACCUGGGGCUGGGGUAAAUAUGGACAGCUUGGCCACAAGGAUAGCAGCAGCUUGGAUCGUCCCUGCCGUGUGGAAUACUUUUCAGAAAACCAACUUGAAGUAAGGGCUGUCAGCUGUGGACCCUGGAAUACCUAUGUGUACGCAACAGAAAGAAAAUCGGAUACAGUCAGGUGAAUCCCCAGUUCACUUAUGGUGCCUGGGUGAGAAUGAACUCCUGUCACAGGCACAUGCAGUGCUUACAGACAGGGUCACAGAUGUCCUCCCACAAAGUCUCCAAGAUAAAGACAAAUCUUGCAGAGCAUGUAUGAAAGAA